Molecule: messenger RNA, 3191 nt
Organism: Toxotes jaculatrix (banded archerfish)
Lineage: Eukaryota; Metazoa; Chordata; Actinopteri; Toxotidae
Gene: rangap1b
Product: Ran GTPase activating protein 1b
Exons: 16
Coding region: 2-1807 (601 amino acids)
Biological process (GO): activation of GTPase activity; nucleocytoplasmic transport; signal transduction
Cellular component (GO): nucleus; cytosol; perinuclear region of cytoplasm
Molecular function (GO): GTPase activator activity; small GTPase binding
Source: RefSeq, a predicted model, not a curated record
CAUGGUUGAGCCACCGGCGCGCUGCACGGAAGGAGCGGCGUGUGAUCGCUAUCGUUUCCCUGGAAAUUACUCUUUGUGUGUCAUUAUGGCCUCAGAUGACAUUGCACAGCUGGCUGACAAUCUCUCCAAGACCCAAAUCGGGGAUGGAGAGUUGAGCUAUAAAGGCCUGGGACUGAAGCUGGAUACCACAGAAUCAGUGGAGGAUCUGGUCCGUAAGAUAGAGCAGUACGAGGGUCUGAGGGCUUUGCGCCUGGAGGGAAACACUGUCGGUGUGGAGGCAGCCCGAGCCAUUGCCAAGGCUUUGGAGAGCAAAGACCUGCUCCAGAGAUGCUAUUGGAGCGACAUGUUUACGGGAAGGCUGCGCUCUGAAAUCCCAACAGCUCUGAGGUCUCUGGGUAGUGCGUUAAUGAGUGCUGGGGCCAGGCUGACUGAGUUGGACCUGAGUGACAACGCCUUCGGUCCGGACGGUGUGAAGGGAAUCGAGCAGCUGCUGAAGAACCCUUCCUGCCACAGCUUGAGAGAGCUGAGGCUCAACAACUGUGGCAUGGGAAUCGGAGGAGGAAAGAUCUUGGCUGAGGCUCUGAUUGAGUGUCACAGACAGUCAUCAGCCCUCGGAGCUCCGCUCAAACUCCGAGUGUUCAUCGCAGGGAGGAAUCGCCUGGAAAACGAAGGAGCCAGUGCUCUGGCCAAUGCCUUUCAGCUCAUUGGCAGCCUGGAAGAAGUCCACAUGCCGCAGAAUGGUAUCAACCAUACAGGCGUGGUGGCGUUAGCUUCAGCCAUGCGACAUAACGCAGAGCUCCGUGUCCUCAACUUCAAUGACAACACUUUCACCAAGAAGGGAACGCUGGCCAUGGCUCAGGCGCUGAGGCAUCUAAGAAACGUCCAGGUGAUCAACUUUGGUGACUGUCUGGUCCGCUCUGAGGGAGCCAUCGCCCUCGCUGCAGUCUUGAGAGAGGGACUGCCGAUCCUCAAGGAGCUGAAUUUGUCCUUUGGUGAGAUCACCGAGGCAGCUGCGUUAGUGGUGGCUCAGGCUGUCAUGGACAAACCUCACAUGGAGAAAGUGGACCUGAACGGUAACUGUCUGGGAGAGGAAGGCUGUGAGGCUUUGAAAGAGGCUAUGGAGAACAUGGAUAAAGGAGACAUGCUGGCAUCACUCAGUGACGAUGAGGGAGAACCUGAUGACGAAGAUGAGGAAGGCGACGACGAUGAUAACGAGGAUAAUGUGAGUGACGACUGUAACGAAGACAGUGAGGACGACGGAGAAAUUGUGAAGGAAAAUGGAGUGAAGAGAAAAGAGGACAGUCCUGCUAAACUUCAGAGCCCAGAAGAAAUCAUGUCUUUCCUCAGCUGCCCCUCUGUUGAGAAGCUUCUUCAGCUCGGAGAGAUGAGGACAAACCUGCUGCAGCAGGCUGAUGCAUCUGACCCACACAAGGCUGCUGAAGUCGUCCUGAAAAUUGCUUCUUUGUACAGUGAGGAACCAGAGACGAAGACAGCCGUUCUAGAAGCUGUUGAUGAUGUGUUGAAAAAGCUCCUCUCUGGUUCAGCCCUCCAGUCAAACUGCGUCCUCUCCACCCUCCUGGUCAUGAUGGGACUCCUUAAGGGAGAGGGGAAGAUGAAGAGGGUGUCACUGGUCCCAGGUCAGCUCCUGUGUUUGGAACACGCUGUCCAGCAGGACUACUUCCUCCAGGAUCAUGUUGUGCUGCUUCGCAUCUUCAUGUCCAAGAACAGUGAAGCUCUGAAGUCCUGCGGCGCUGCAAGAGAGAGGCUGAGCUCAGCUCUGGAGAAGAGGUGCCACGACCAAUGCUGAUCCCACCAGUCAGCCACUGCCAGUACCAACACUGGAACACACACACACACACACAUACAUACGCACAUACACUGUACUGACAUUCUUUUUUUUUUUUCCAUCAACAAAACCAACAGGGAUGCUUUACACUUGAACAAGGGACUCAGACGACCACUGAUCUCCACUCCUGAUUUGUAUAUUUUAUGAAGGCACAACAAAGACUGUCCAGAAUUUCUUAAUUCUUUAUUUUUCUACUUAUGCUUGUGACUUAUAUUUUUAUAGAAAAUGUAGAUACAAAUAAUUAAAAAAAAUAGAACUACACAUCAGAUAACCGUGGGGUAAAUGUGUAAGAAAACAAAAAAAGAAAGUUAUCAAAACUUUGAGUGGAGCUAACAUUAGACAAUGUCAGUCUGGCACUUUUUGCAACAUAUCGCUUUGCAUUUAGUUUCAUAUAGUUUCAAAAUUCGUCCAUCUUUUUCCAACAAGGUUCUUACACAGCGAUAGGAAUGUCUGCAUUAACAGGUUAUUUCCAGAUAAAUAUGGAAAUUGCACAAUAAUAUCUGGCAUUGGGUUUUAUCACAGACUUCUGAUAAACACAACAACAGAUUUGCAGUGGUUUUAAAUGUGUAUUUCACAUGCUCUGAUAUCUGUUGUAUUGAAAAUGUGGUUGAAAUGAUAAGGCCAAGACAACUAUACAUAUAAACCAUACAGAAUAAAGACAUACAGUCUAUAGAUCAUGAUAAAUGAGUCAGCAGUAAAGAGCUGACUUUAUUGUUCCGUUUUAGUGAUCGGCUGCUUCACAUGCUGUUUUGUCUGUUGUUAUUUUUGUGACAUUGCUUAUUUGAGAAAUUCCACGGUGGAGGGAAAGAAGACAAACGUCUCGGACAGUUUGUCCAAUCACAAUCAUCAUACUGCUGCUCGUGAGGUCCAGUCAAGUCAGAGCACUGUGUGCAGCAGACUGUGAUCAGGAAUGGGCCGCACCACAUACUCACCCAUGAAGCUGAAUACACAGCGGGUGUGUGUGUGUGUGUGUGUAUUGUCCUGCACUGAGCACAGCCAUAGCACAGAGAGCAGAGCUCAGGGGACCACAGUCACUUUUACCUGAUGUUUCUUUUCUUUUUCCUUGAUCCAUAAUCUACCUUACUGGAAAAUGUGCUCUUAUAUGACUUUGUUGCGCACAUUGAGUGUUACCUCAUAUAGCUGUUUUAUGUGCUGGUGAUGUGAUAGAGCAUUUAAGGGAAAUAGGAUGUGAAUGGAAUCCACUUUAAUGGCAUUUAGAUAAUAACCUCAAUAACAUUAGACUGUGUGUGGACUGGAUUUAUCCUGUCAGGAUAACGCUUGUUUACCCGACAUGCUGUUCAUUUGAAUUCCACUGUCUUAAAUAUAACAAAUCUAACAAACCUGA